Messenger RNA from Linum tenue, 3834 nucleotides. NCBI's taxonomy places the organism in Eukaryota, Viridiplantae, Streptophyta, Magnoliopsida, Malpighiales, Linaceae. The record is from the annotation of a GenBank genome assembly.
GGUCUAAGCCUUCGCGCGGUUGAGAAAUCGAAUUUGUGAUUUCUAUCCCGCAUAAAGAAAGCCGUUCCCCACCGGCGCAAAUUGUGCGCAAGAGCUGCCUUGCUCUAUCCAAGGCAUUCAGCCUUGUUAGGAGACUGAAAUUGGUUUUUGUCCGCCUUGCUCAAUCUAUGCGUCGGAAGUUGAUAUGUUUGCUUAAGUAGAGGUGUUUGCCAAGUUUAACCUAAUUGGUAGCUGGCUGUUCGCAGAAUUGUUUGUUAGUUUACCUUCCGUGUUUGUGACCUCUGCAUUGACAACAUGGGUGAUGCCAAUUUGAAGACGUGGGUAUCGGAUAGGCUUAUAUCAAUGUUGGGAUACUCACAAGGCGCAGUCAUUCAGUACAUAAUUGCAUUCAGCAUUUUUUGUUUGUUGCAGCUAAGGAAGCAAAAUCACCAGAUGAGUUAUUUGGCAAACUAGUGGAGUUGGAUUUACCAUCUUCAGCAGAAACGCGCACGUUUGCUGAAGAAAUCUUUGCUAGAGUUCCACGAAAAGCUUCUGGUUUAAAUGUUUACCAAAAACAAGAACGGGAAGCUGCAAUAUUGGCCAAGAAGCAGCAGAUGUAUACGCUUUUGGAUGCUGAUGAUGAGGACGAUGAUCGCAGUGCUAGUAAUGUUACUGCCACAACAAGUAAACUGACUAUGGAGACCAGAAGGGCAGAUAAGAAGCGCUUUAGGAAAAAGAGUGAUAAUAAUGACGAUGAAGAGACCGAGGUGGUCAAACAUGUGGAAGAAGGGAGGCGAGUGAAGAGACGGAUUUCUGAUGAUGAAGAUGAUGGUUCAGAGUCAGAUGAAGAAAUAUUGCGGGAUCAAAUGGAACGUGAGCAAUUGGAGCGAAAUUUAAGAGAACGUGAUGCUGCAGCAACCAGAAAGUUGGCAGAGCCAAAGUUAACAAAAAAGGAGGAAGGUGAGAUGAUUCGCAGAGCGAAUGCAUUGGAGAAUGAUGGCAUUGAUACUUUAAGAAAGGUGUCCAGACAGGAGUAUCUAAAGAAAAGGGAGCAGAAAAAAGUGGAAGAACUUCGGGAUGAGGUAUUAGAUAAUCUAUAUAUGUUUGAUGGUGUGAAGCUCACUGAAACAGAAUAUCAAGAUCAAAGAAACAAGGUGGAACUUGUCAAGCUUUUAGAGAAGUCAGUACAGCCUGAUGACAUAAAUGAGUACAGGAUGCCAGAAGCAUACGAUCAGGAAGGUGGCGUUAAUCAAGAUAAGAGAUUUGCUGUUGCUAUCCAGCGAUACAGGGAUGAUGGUGCUGCAGAGAAAAUGAACCCUCAUGGAGAACAAGAUGCUUGGGAAGAUCAUCAAAUCGGAAAAGCAAAACUGAGUUUUGGUUCGAAAAAUAAAAAGCAGGCAUCUGAUGAUUAUCAGUUUGUGUUUGAGGACCAGAUUGAUUUUAUCAAGGCUUCAGUAAUGGAUGGUGACAAAUUUGAUAAUGAUCUCUCGCCGGAUGCACUUGAGGAAUUGGAGGCUAAAACAGGUUUGGAGAAGCUCCAGGAGGAUAGGAAAACCUUACCCAUAUAUCCAUAUCGAGAACAACUACUCCAAGCCGUCAAAGAUUAUCAGGUUCUUGUUAUAGUAGGAGAGACUGGUUCAGGGAAGACCACACAGAUACCCCAGUAUCUGCAUGAAGCCGGAUAUACCAAGCUUGGAAAGGUAGUUGGUUGCACGCAACCAAGGCGAGUUGCAGCUAUGAGUGUGGCUGCUAGGGUUUCUCAAGAGAUGGGUGUCAAACUUGGACACGAGGUGGGAUACUCCAUCCGUUUUGAGGAUAAUACAUCAGAAAAGACUAUUAUUAAGUAUAUGACAGAUGGGAUGCUACUGAGAGAAUUCCUCGGCGAACCCGAUCUGGCUAGCUAUAGCGUGAUCAUGGUGGAUGAAGCACAUGAAAGAACUUUGUCGACUGACAUACUCUUUGGACUGGUGAAGGAUAUAUCACGUUUUCGACCAGAUUUAAAGCUACUGAUCUCAAGCGCAACACUGGACGCUGAGAAAUUUAGUGAUUACUUUGACUCAGCUCCGAUUUUCAAGAUUCCUGGUAGGAGGUACCCUGUCGAGAUACACUACACAAGAGCGCCUGAAGCUGACUAUCUGGAUGCUGCAAUAGUAACAGUGCUUCAGAUCCAUGUGACACAGUCACCUGGAGAUAUAUUAGUCUUCUUUACUGGUCAGGAGGAAAUUGAGACAGCUGAGGAAACUUUGAAACACAGGACAAAAGGUUUAGGGACUAAAAUUGCUGAGCUUAUUAUUUGUCCUAUCUAUGCAAACUUACCGACAGAGCUUCAGGCCAAAAUAUUCGAGCCCACUCCUGAAGGGGCACGGAAGGUUGUCCUUGCUACAAACAUUGCUGAAACAUCUCUAACUAUUGAUGGCAUCAAGUAUGUUAUUGAUCCUGGGUUUUGUAAGAUGAAAUCAUACAACCCUAGAACUGGAAUGGAGUCUUUGCUUGUGACUCCCGUAUCAAAGGCCUCAGCUAUGCAACGUGCAGGUCGUUCUGGCCGAACAGGUCCCGGGAUGUGCUUUCGGUUGUACACAGCUUACAAUUAUCACCAUGACUUGGAUGAUAACACAGUACCUGAGAUACAAAGGACUAAUCUGGCAAGUGUUGUGCUAUCUUUGAAGAGUCUUGGCAUUCAUGAUUUAUUGAAUUUUGAUUUCAUGGAUCCACCACCAUCUGAGGCAUUAUUAAAAGCUCUAGAGUUACUCUUUGCUCUAAAUGCCCUGAAUAAGCAUGGUGAACUGACAAAGGUCGGUAGAAGGAUGGCUGAGUUUCCACUUGAUCCUAUGCAAGCCAAAAUGAUAGUUGCUUCUGACAAGUACAAAUGUUCAGAUGAGAUCAUUUCUAUUGCUGCUAUGUUGUCAAUUGGAAACUCUAUCUUUUAUCGUCCCAAGGACAAACAAGUGCACGCUGACAAUGCGAGAAUGAAUUUUCACACGGGAAAUGUAGGAGACCAUAUGGCUCUACUCAAGGUUGGUCGUAUGGGAGCACUCUGGUUGUAUAUUCCUUAUCGUGGGCUCUCGGUUUUUGUUGCAGUAAGGAGCAUGAAAAGAGCAAGGGACAUUAGGGACCAGUUGGAGGGCCUUCUGGAGAGGGUUGAAAUUGAGCUCUCUUCCAGUCCCAAUGAGUUGGAUGCAGUGAAGAAGUCAAUAACAUCUGGUUUCUUUCCUCAUUCUGCACGGCUGCAAAAGAAUGGUUCUUAUCGAACUGUGAAACAUCCCCAGACUGUUCAUAUACACCCUAGCUCAGGGUUGGCUCAGGUUCUGCCAAGAUGGGUUGUAUAUCAUGAGUUGGUGCUUACAACCAAAGAGUACAUGAGGCAGGUGACAGAACUGAAGCCAGAUUGGCUGGUAGAAAUAGCGCCACACUAUUAUCAGCUGAAGGAUGUCGAAGAUCCGGCAUCAAAGAAAAUGCCUAAAGGAGUGGGUCGAACGUCCGAGUUAGUCCAGCUUUAGUGAAAGGGAGAGUUGAUCCAGAAGUCGCCUCAGGAUAAAGAGAAGAUGAGCUAACAGUUAGGCAGAGGAGACCCUUUACUGCUCAGCCCAUGCAGACGUAAAAUCACAAGCGAAUAGCCCGACAGAAGAUUUUGUAUACUCGUCAGUAUUGUAGUAGAAUUAUUAUGGUCUAUGCCAAUAGGAAUUCUUCAUUGCUCUGUCAAAACUCGAUAGAAAUCGGGUAACAUGAGUGCAAAUCAUCACUAUCUCAAACUCAAUUACAUGACAGGAAAAAAGCACAAUUCCAAGCAAACGUGAUAAACCUUAACAUUGGAUCUAGUUCAGUGCUAAUAAAUGGUUAUCUUGUUAACGGUGUAGC